Molecule: messenger RNA, 4266 nt
Organism: Medicago truncatula (barrel medic)
Lineage: Eukaryota; Viridiplantae; Streptophyta; Magnoliopsida; Fabales; Fabaceae
Product: exportin-4
Exons: 32
Coding region: 304-3792 (1162 amino acids)
Biological process (GO): protein export from nucleus
Cellular component (GO): nuclear pore; cytoplasm
Molecular function (GO): nuclear export signal receptor activity
Source: RefSeq, a predicted model, not a curated record
GCUGCAGAGAGAGCAGAAGGAAAGGAGGAGAGUAUAGAAGUAGUGAGCGAGCACUGAACAGUCAGUAAAACCCCUCAGCCAGAGAGAGAGAGAGAGAGGGGCACACUGAACUCAACUGAACUCAACAAUCAAAACGACGAACGACGACGUUUUCACUCUCCUCUCUGAUUCUACAAAUCAAACAAACGACGUUCGUUCGCGAUUUGAUUUGAUUUGAUUCCGAAUUUCUGCAUCAUCACAUCAUUCCAAGUUGAAUCUCGAUUAAUUAAUUAGGUUUUAGCAUUCACCGAAGAAGAAGAGAAGAUGCAAGGUUUUACUCCAAAUACCGAUUUCUCCGAACUUCACUCUACCAUGCGAGCCAUCGAGUUAGCUAGCAACUCCAUUCAGAUGCAAAUCAGUCCAGCAGCUUCCGAAGCUAUUAUAUUGUCAUUAGGCCAAUCUUCUCAACCAUAUAAGACUUGUCAGUUCAUUCUUGAAAAUUCCUUGGUGGCAACUGCAAGAUUUCAAGCUGCUGCAGCAAUCAGAGAAGCUGCGAUCAGAGAAUGGGGUUUUCUCAAUGCUGAUGACAAAAGAAGCUUGAUUAGUUUUUGUCUUUGCUAUGCAAUGCAACAUGCUAGUUCACCCGAUAGUUAUGUCCAAGCCAAAGUUUCUUCUGUGGCUGCUCAAUUGAUGAAAAGGGGUUGGCUUGAGGUAGUAGCUGCGGAGAAGGAAACACUCUUUUAUCAGGUGAACCAGGCAAUUUUGGGCAUUCAUGGAGUAGAUGUGCAGUUUGCUGGAAUCAAAUUUCUUGAAUCAUUGGUAUCUGAGUUUUCUCCUUCUACUUCAAGUGCUAUGGGCCUUCCAAGGGAAUUUCAUGAACAGUGUAGGAGAUCCCUUGAGCGAGACUACAUGAAGACAUUCUACCAAUGGACCCAAGAAGCUGCUUCCAGUGUUACAAAUAGGAUUAUUGAAUCUGACUCUGUUGUACCUGAGGUUAAAGUUUGUACCGCUGCACUGGAUCUCAUGCUUCAAAUCCUGAAUUGGGAUUUUCGUAGCAAUACCAGUGACACAAAAAUAAAUGUUUUCUCUGCUGGAGUUGGGCAAGAUGGGGAUUCUUUCAGAAGGCCUGAAUGUCACCUUGUUCAGCCUGGUUCAGAUUGGCGUGAUGUGUUGAUAUUGAGUGGUCAUGUUGGAUGGCUUUUGAGUUUAUAUGCUGCAUUGAGGCCGAAGUUCACAUAUGAAGGCUACUGGCUUGACUGCCCUAUUGCAGUCUCUGCUCGAAAGCUAAUUGUACAAUUUUGCUCUCUGACAGGAACUGUAUUUCUUUCUGAUGAUGGGAAAAUGCAUGAAAGGCAUCUCCUGCAACUCCUUUCUGGGAUACUAGAGUGGGUAGACCCUCCUGAUGCUGUUUCAAAAGCUAUUGAAAAUGGGAAAAGUGAUAGUGAGAUGAUUGAUGGUUGUCGUGCAAUAUUAGCUAUUGCAAAUGUAACAACUCCUUGUGUGUUUGACAAUCUCCUAAAAUCUAUGAGGGCUAUUGGUACUCUUACCUUUUUGUCAAUGUGGAUGUCUGAAGUUAUUAAAGUCCUCAUAACUCGCAAUACAGAAGACGGGACUUGGAGCUGGGAAGCUCGUGAUAUCUUACUGGAUACUUGGACUGCCCUUCUAAUGCCAAUAAAUACCAUAACUGUGAAUGAUUUGCUUCCAUCGGAAGGGAUAAAAGCUGCUGCGAAUCUCUUUGGUUUCAUUGUAGAAUGCGAGCUAAGAAUGGCCUCUGCAUCAGCAUUUAAUGAUGAGGGUGAUUCAGAUUAUCUUCGUGCUUCAAUAUCUGCCAUGGAUGAAAGGUUAAGCUCAUAUGCGCUUAUUGCAAGAGCUUCUAUUGAUGUUACAAUCCCUUUGCUCACACACGUGUUUUCAGAGCGAGUCACACGCCUUAAUCAGGGAAGGGGCAUUAUUGACUUGACUGAAACUAUGGAAGAACUUUAUUCAUUGAUGCUCAUAAUUGGCCACGUAAUUGCAGAUGAAGGGGAGGGGGAAAUGCCACUGGUUCCUAAUGCCAUACAAACUCAAUUUGUUGUUAAUUCUGUGGAAGCAGAUAAACAUCCUGUUAUUUUACUUUCCAGUACAAUCAUAAAAUUUGCUGAGCAGUGCCUAAAUCCAGAAAUGAGAGACUCAGUUUUUAGUCCCCGGCUUAUGGAGUCAAUUAUAUGGUUCCUUGCAAGGUGGUCUAGCACAUAUCUAAUGUCUUCCGAUGGGAUUGGAGAGAAAAUAUUAGAUUCAGGUCAUCAUUAUGAGCAUAGUUCAAAAAAGGUGUUGCUUAGUUUCUUUGGAGAGCAUAACCAAGGGAGAGUUAUUCUUGAUAUUAUUGUUCGUAUAUCUUUGAUUACACUGACAUCAUAUCCAGGGGAAAAGGAUUUGCAGGGCCUCACAUGUUAUAUGUUACUUCAUUCACUGGUGCAACAGAGGCAUAUAUGUGUUCAACUUGUUGCCCUGAAUUCAUGGCAUGAACUGGCGAAUGCAUUUUCUACUGAAAAGACUUUAUUCUUGUUGGACAUUUCUCAUCAGAGAUCUCUUGCACAAACACUUGUUCGAUCAGCUUCAGGUGUGAGAAAUUCAGAAGAGUCGAGUCAGUAUGUAAGGAAUCUCAUGGGUCAUAUUGCAACAUAUAUAGUGGAGAUGUCUAGCAAGAGUAAUCUUAAAAACGUUGCCCAACAACCAGAUAUCCUCCUGUCGGUCAGCUGCAUGUUAGAACGGCUACGUGGAGCUGCAAGUGCUUCUGAACCUCGAACACAGAAAGCUAUAUAUGAGCUAGGAUUCUCUGUAAUGAAUCCCAUACUAGUUUUGCUUGAAGUAUAUAAACAUGAGUCUGCAGUUGUCUACCUGCUACUAAAAUUUGUAGUCGAUUGGGUUGAUGGACAAAUUACAUACUUGGAGGCCCAAGAAACUGCUGCCGUUGUUAAUUUCUGCAUGCGUUUGCUUCAGCUGUAUUCAUCUCACAAUAUUGGCAAGAUAUCGCUAAGUCUUUCAAGCAGCUUACUUAGUGAGGCACAAACAGACAAGUAUAAAGAUUUGCGUGCGCUUCUUCAACUUCUUUCAAGUCUUUGUUCUAAAGACAUGAUUGAUUUCUCGUCAGAUUCAAUUGAGGCCCAAGGCACUAACAUAUCUCAGGUGGUUUACUUUGGACUUCACAUAGUCACACCGCUGAUUUCUAUGGACCUUUUGAAAUAUCCCAAACUUUGUCAUGAUUAUUUUUCUCUCCUGUCACAUUUGUUGGAGGUUUAUCCAGAAACAUUUGCACAACUAAAUAGUGAAGCCUUUAAUCAUAUACUCGGAACUCUUGAUUUUGGUCUCCACCAUCAGGAUGUAGAUGUGGUUAGUAAGUGUCUCAGAGCUCUGCAAGCUCUUGCUUCUUACCACUACAAAGAGACUGGUAAUGGUAAUAUUGGCUUGGGUGCGCAUGCAAUGGGUCUUAAGGAUUCAAGUGGGGAGGUUCAGGAAGGCCUUUUGAGCCGCUUUCUUCGUUCAUUGCUGCAGUUACUCUUUUUUGAAGAUUACAGUUCUGAUCUAAUCAGUGUUGCAGCAGAUGCUCUCCUUCCCCUAAUCCUUUGUGAAAAAGGCUUGUAUCAGAGAUUGGGCAAUGAAUUGAUAGAGAGACAAGCAAAUCCAAAUCUCAGAUCAAGGCUGGUAAAUGCGUUGCAGUCUCUUACCAGUGCAAAUCAGCUUUCUUUCUCCCUUGAUCGAAUAAAUUACCAAAGAUUUAGAAAAAAUCUGAAUAACUUCCUUGUUGAAGUUCGUGGGUUUUUAAAGACCGUGUGAAUAUUUAUGUGACUUAAAUUGUAUAAAGCUUCGAAAGAAGAGCUGACCUCACUACUUGAACCAGCCGCUGGAGAAGAAGAAAUAGAGGCAAGCAAAUUUUUUGGCAUUACAGAAAACAUUCAACGCUAUGCUAGGCCUUCUUGGAUUUACAGAUCACUCAGGUUGUAUGCAAAAGCUUUUCAUUGGUUAGUCAUAGACUUGAGAAAAGCAUAAAACCUAUCUGAAGAUCCAAGGAGCAAUUUAGUGACAAAGUGGUUGUCAAGUAAAAUUCUUUUCUUCAAACUGCAUUUUGGGCAGAUGUAUAUUUUCCUUAUUCUGAAAAGUGUAUGUUUCAUAUUUAUGCUCUAUUGUACAAGCAGACAAUAUGUUAGAGAUAUUGUACCAUUUCUAAGCUUGUGCAGACUUAAGGUUAUAGGAAACUUGAUUCUUGAAAGUAUCAGAAUGCUAAAUGAGUUAUUUUAUCCUCUUUUUUUU